AUGCAAGGCAUGGACAUGAGCUCAAGCAGCGACAGCAGCGAGUGUAAAAUCUCGAUGCUGUUCAACUGGUACACGAUAGACGCCUGUUUUCUUUCUACAGGAUGGCAGAUCAAAAAUAACGGCAUGUUCGCCGCGACCUGCAUCGGGAUUAUUCUGCUCGUCAUCCUUGUCGAGGCGCUUCGUCGACUUGGCAAAGAGUACGACACGUUUUUGACCCGCCAAUUCCAGCGCCAAGCCGCGGUGCUCGCUGCCAAGAAGGACAAUUGCGUGACCAGGGCCGAGUCGGCGGGUCUUGGUCUCAAGUUUCGAGUGACGCCUUUGCAGCAAUUUGUUCGGGCUGUUAUACACGCGUUGACUUUUGCCGGUGCUUAUAUUAUCAUGUUGUUGGCGAUGUAUUUCAAUGUUUAUGUGAUUAUUUGUAUUUUCAUUGGGGCCGGGUUGGGGAAGUUUUUGUGUGAUUGGAUGGUUGUUACGGUUGGAAUCGAGGGAAUACAGGAGGAGAUCAAGGGCGUGGAAGAGACGACUGUAUGUUGUGGUUGA
Penicillium cataractarum is the source of this 540-nucleotide messenger RNA. Its product is annotated as copper transporter family protein. Gene Ontology annotation, cellular component: membrane. Gene Ontology annotation, biological process: copper ion transmembrane transport. The record is from RefSeq and is a predicted model, not a curated record. Bases 1 to 540 code for a protein of 179 amino acids. NCBI's taxonomy places the organism in Eukaryota, Fungi, Ascomycota, Eurotiomycetes, Eurotiales, Aspergillaceae. The transcript has 2 exons. Gene Ontology annotation, molecular function: copper ion transmembrane transporter activity.